AUGGCGGACGCCACGUGCGCAGCACAGCCCAGCACUCAGACCACGCUAGACAAAAUCUUCACGGACUUCUGGGCGAAAUUAAACAGCCAACUACAAGCACCCACCCUGCAGACGCCGGGCCCUACCUCACUACACGAGCGUCCCCCGAGCACUCUGCCCCUUCCAGCUGCUCUGGCUCCAGGUAGGCGGCCACCACGCAACCACCGUCCUGCCGCAAAAAACAUGCGAAACUCGGCGCGAUUAACGGUAUUCCGGCGAAGGGGCAGUCCAGAAGAUGCACCAGAAAAGUGA
This is a messenger RNA of Pelobates cultripes (western spadefoot toad), 291 nucleotides long. NCBI's taxonomy places the organism in Eukaryota, Metazoa, Chordata, Amphibia, Anura, Pelobatidae. The record is from the annotation of a GenBank genome assembly.